Leptopilina boulardi is the source of this 1671-nucleotide messenger RNA. Its product is annotated as juvenile hormone epoxide hydrolase 1-like. The record is from RefSeq and is a predicted model, not a curated record. NCBI's taxonomy places the organism in Eukaryota, Metazoa, Arthropoda, Insecta, Hymenoptera, Figitidae. Gene Ontology annotation, molecular function: epoxide hydrolase activity. Gene Ontology annotation, biological process: epoxide metabolic process. The transcript is spliced from 8 exons. Bases 58 to 1485 code for a protein of 475 amino acids.
UUGCUAGCAACCUGCCGUUGUUGUCAGUUACAAACAGUUCUGAAAACGGUGUGCACGAUGUGGAAAGCAGUACCUCCAAUUUUAAUCCUCACAGUAGGAAUAGCGCAUUAUUUUAAAUACCAGCAAGCAGAACCAGAAGUACCAAAGAUUCCAGAAACAUUUUGGGGACCAAAAGAAAAACUCGGUAAUCAAGAUACGAGUAUAAGAGAAUUUAAAAUCGAUAUUUCAGAAAAGAUAAUAGACGACCUUCAUGAACGAUUGGACAAAUAUUUUAAUACGGCCAAUUUGAGACCUAAAAUUUCACCCCUAGAAGAUGCUGAAUGGACUUAUGGAGUUAGUUUUCAAUAUAUUCAAAAUGUACUUCGUUAUUGGAGAGAUAAUUAUAAUUGGAAAAAGAGACAAGAAGUACUUAACAAAUAUCCUCAAUUCAAGACCAACAUUCAAGGUUUGGAUAUUCACUUUUAUCGAGUGAAACCGACAUUGCCAAAGAAUAAAAAAAUUAGAGUUUUACCGCUACUUAUGGUCCAUGGAUGGCCUGGAUCGGUAGUUGAAUUCCAAAAGAUUAUUCCAAUGUUGACAACUCCACAAGAUGAUAAAGAUUUCGUUUUUGAAAUAAUUGCACCUUCUCUACCCGGUUAUGGAUUUUCGGAUCCUGCAGUUCGUCCUGGAUUAGGCGCCACACAGAUUGCAGUGAUAUUUAAAAAUCUAAUGACUCGAUUGGGAUACGAUAAAUUCUACACACAAGGAGGAGAUUGGGGAAGCUUCAUCACUGCCACAAUUGCAACUCUCUAUCCAGAAAAAGUAAUUGGAGUUCAUUUGAAUAUGUGUAGCAUAAGUACACCAUCAUCAUUAUUUUGGAGCUUGAUUGGAACAUAUUUACCAUCGUUUGUCGUUGAUAAGGAACAUGCCUCCAGAAUGUAUCCUUUGGGUCCUCAUUAUAGCAGAUUAUUAGAAGAAAGUGGAUAUUUCCAUAUUCAAUCGACAAAACCAGACACUAUUGGUUCUGCAUUGUCAGAUACUCCAGCUGGUUUGGCAGUUUAUAUUUUAGAAAAAUUCAGUACCUGGACAAAUCCGGAGUAUAGAUUCCGAGCCGAUGGUGGUUUACUGGAGAAAUUCAAAAUGGAUGAGUUGUUGGAUAAUUUAAUGUUGUACUGGGUUACAAAUUCAAUAACAACUAGUCAGAGACUUUAUGCCGAAAGUUUCAGCAAAGCUCACAUAGCAUUAAAAAUCGAAAGUUUGCCAGUCAAAAAACCAGUUGGUUGUGCGAUUUUUCCGCAUGAACUUCUCUAUCAGCCUGAAUCAAUUCUUCAAUCGAGAUAUCCAAAUAUAAUUCAAUUCAAUCAUUUGUCACGUGGAGGUCAUUUUGCUGCCAUGGAGGAACCUCAACUUCUUGCCAAUGAUAUCUAUUCUUUUGUGGAGAAAGUCGAGAAGAAGCUGAAAGAAGAAAAAAUAUCCAAAGAGAAAAUAGAAAAAAACAAAAAAUAAAAUAUUUAGAAAAACCUUUAAUGGAUUUUUGUAAAAGAGCUGUGAAAGAUAUUUUUUUUUGUAAAAACUCCGUUUAUCUUUAAUUAAAUUAUAUAUAAAUAUAUAUUAUUCCGGACAGUCAAAUUUCCGGAAUUUGUUAAAUUAUUGUUUUAUUUUUAAAUAAAUAUUGAUAUUUAAUAUAAAAAU